GGGGAGCGACCCCGCCUCGUCUCCGGGCGUUGGGAGCGCGGGCAGGGCGGGCACGGCGCCCCCGCGGCGCCCCGAAAUGGCGCCUCGCGGCCUCCCCCCCCGGCGGCGCCGCGGCGCCCAGAGCCGCGGGCAGGAGCUGUCCGCGCCGCUUCCCCCGGUGGCGCGUUGAUACGGGUAAAUUCUGAAGAAAACACCACACUCCCUUGGAAGAUGUUUCAGCCUUGCUGCAGCAACUACUCUGUUGGUUUGCUGUCCUAAGCAAUUGGAAGUAUGAAUUUGAUGGUUCCCGUCCAUCCAGAUUAAAAAUUUAGGUUUAAAAAUGUCUGACCAGAAAAUUAUUGUGCACAGAGCCCAUUGUAUUGAAAAGCUACUGUCUGAGAAUAAUUUCCAAGAUAUUGAAAAUCAUCUUAAAGCGCUUGAAGGUAUUAAUAUGACUGUAGAAUAUCUUCAGGGGACAGAAGCUGCCAAGACGGUAUACCGAAUACUCAAGAGCUGCCCUUCAGCAGUGUUGAAAAAGAAAGCAAAGCAUUUAUUAUCUAGGUGGAAAGCACUUUACAAGAAUAACCAUGUUCACUCAAUGCAAGUUAAAAAGUCAGGCUCUAUGUAUUUGGAAGAAGACAAUGAACGUAAUGUGAUUCCAAAAGAACAGUCACUGUCAGAUGGAGCAUGUCAGCAGGAGGUAUUAGAUGCUACUAGUUCUAGAAUUUUGGUCCCAUCACAAAAUAUUGACAAAAAUUUACAUAAUGAUCCAGAAAGCAAUGUGGAUAAUCAGCUUUCUCUUUUUGAAAAACAGCAUACAAGUAAUGGAGAUUCUAAACCUCUUGUUGAUGAAUCAAGCUUGCAGCAGGGUCACAUGAAAGCUCUGAGGUAUAAAUGCACAGAUCUUCUUUAUAAAGCUUUGACUGAUUCUACUGAAGAUGAAAAAGAAAUCAAGAAGUGGCUAAAGCUGUCAAAAGAAAUUGAAGAGCAUGUAUUUGCUCUUCAUGCUAAAAAUGACAAGAAGUAUAAAAAUUGCAUCAGAAGCAAAAUCUCUAACUUGAAGAACCCUAAAAGUUGUCACUUAAAACAUAACCUUUCUACAGGGACUUUGAGUCCAAAGGCCUUUGCUGAGAUGACAGUGAUGGAAAUGGCUAGUGAUGAACUGAAACAGCUCAGGGCUCUUUACACAGAAUCUUCUGUUCAGGAACAUCAGCUUCCACAAGUCAUAAACGGCACACAGACAAACAAAAUAAAGUGUAGGCGCUGUGAAAAAUUCGAUUGCACUGUCACAAUGAUUGCCAGAGGAACUCUCUUUCUUCCAGGUUGGGUGCGAAACACAAACCCAGAUGACCAAAUGAUGACUUACGUUAUUUGUAAGGCAUGUGGAGAACAAUGGUAUCAUAGCAGAUGGGUCUGUUUGUAAUAUUGUAACUCUUUAUAAGUGAUUUAGAAACAAAAAUUGCAAAAUGUUAAAAUACUUCUGCAUGGAUAUGAGAAGGCAUCUCUGUUGAAACUGUAUAAUUUAUAGUUUAUGUUGAUAUUAUUAUAUAGAUGCUGCAACUAAUAAAUUGCAAGAUGCCAAUUAAAAAAAAA
Messenger RNA from Rhea pennata, 1572 nucleotides. It is a transcript of the gene TCEANC, whose product is annotated as transcription elongation factor A N-terminal and central domain containing. Gene Ontology annotation, biological process: DNA-templated transcription. NCBI's taxonomy places the organism in Eukaryota, Metazoa, Chordata, Aves, Rheiformes, Rheidae. The transcript has 3 exons. The record is from RefSeq and is a predicted model, not a curated record. The coding region runs from base 320 to 1402 and encodes 360 amino acids. Gene Ontology annotation, cellular component: nucleus.